AUGGGUGCUAGCCAGGAGAGCCUGCAGGGGAACAGAUACCCCGUCUACUGUGCCCUGCAGCCCCGCAGGCCCGUCUGCAGGAAACGGAAAAGAAGCACAUUUCCAGCCUUUGGGAAAGAAGUGUGUUGCAUCGAUCAUUCGAUGUGCCCUGUCCCCAGCACUUUUCAUCGAGAGCCCAUCUGCUGUGAGUGCUUGGCCAAAUUUGGGGGCUACCUGCCAGUGCCCAGGGCUAAGGCAGCACUGCCUUACUGGGUCCCUCUCUCCUUGAGACCCCAAAAUCAGAUCCAAAAGAUGAUCCGGUCUUAUAUUCCCAAAACCACCAAGGCAUGCCUCUGCCCAUGCCACCGCUUUGGGGGCCACCUCCCGAUGCCUAGGGAUCAGGCCGUGAUGCCCUACUGGGUGCCCCAGGUCCUGAGGUCUCACAAGAAGGUGGUGAAAAGGCAGCAGAGUUUUAAAGGCAUCUCAGCCCCUCUGGAUGUGCGCUCCGGGUACAACCGCUGGCGGAUCUGUGGCGAAGGGCGCCAUCUCCUCAAGUGGCAGCAGCUCCAGGCUCUUCACCAGGCUGGGCCGGUGGCCUCGGGGCAGCCAGAAGGCCCCCCAGCCCCCCUCCUGCCCCUCAACCUCAGCCUCCUGACACUCCUCCAUGCUCUGCUGAGGGUCAUGGAGGCCAUCCGCCAGCUUUUUUGGGUAUGAAGUUGGAAUCAACGGCUACUGUCAAGAACAUCAACAAAAAUGUCCAUCCUCCUCAAGGUCUUGAACAAAAGCCAUCAAAUCAGGGAGAGUCUGUAACAGUCACUGUUCUCUCAGUCAAU
Molecule: messenger RNA, 812 nt
Organism: Dama dama (fallow deer)
Lineage: Eukaryota; Metazoa; Chordata; Mammalia; Artiodactyla; Cervidae
Gene: C4H16orf95
Product: chromosome 4 C16orf95 homolog
Exons: 8
Coding region: 1-693 (230 amino acids)
Source: RefSeq, a predicted model, not a curated record